Molecule: messenger RNA, 2001 nt
Organism: Cutaneotrichosporon oleaginosum
Lineage: Eukaryota; Fungi; Basidiomycota; Tremellomycetes; Trichosporonales; Trichosporonaceae
Biological process (GO): protein folding
Cellular component (GO): chaperonin-containing T-complex
Molecular function (GO): ATP-dependent protein folding chaperone; ATP hydrolysis activity; ATP binding
Source: RefSeq, a predicted model, not a curated record
GCGACGCUCACCACCACAUUCCCCUUCCACGCCAUUCUUCAGUCCUCCUUCGCCGACAACGACCACAACAGUCACGCCGGCUACUUCAGGACGCCUUGACAUCUUCUCGCACCACACUCCCCCGUUUGAUCCGCGCGUGCGCGUAAUCUAGUUCAACUGCGAGCUCCUUCUCUUCACCCACCCCCCACCCCUCAACCCAAAAGUCCACGAUGGCGAUGCCAGGAGGAAUGCCCAUGGUGGUUAUGAACACCGGGCCUGAGCGCCAGCAGGGCCGCAAGGCGCAGACGGCCAACAUUGUCGCCGCCAAGACCGUCGCCGACGUGAUCCGGACAUGUCUCGGGCCCAAGGCCAUGCUCAAGAUGGUUCUUGACCCCAUGGGUGGCAUUUUGCUCACGAACGACGGCCACGCGAUCCUGCGCGAGAUCGAUGUCGCGCACCCCGCCGCCAAGUCGAUGAUCGAGCUGUCGCGCACGCAGGACGAGGAGGUCGGUGACGGCACAACGUCGGUCAUCAUUAUCGCCGGCGAGAUCCUCGCAUACUCGCUUCCCCUUCUCGAGCGCCACAUCCACCCCGUCGUCAUCAUCCGGGCGUUCAAGGGCGCUCUUGAGGAGGCGCUGGAGACGAUCAAGGCCGUUUCGGUGCCCGUUGACGUGUCGUCCGAGAAGGACAUGCUUGCGAUCAUCAAGACGUCGAUCGGCACCAAGUUCGUGUCCCGCUGGUCCGACCUCAUGUGCCACCUCGCCCUUGACGCUGUCAAGACCGUGGCCGUCACCGCAGAGGCUGAGAACGGACUCGUGGGUGCGGGUGUGGGAGGCAAGGAGCUCAACAUCAAGACGAUCGACAUUAAGCGCUACGCGCGUGUUGAGAAGGUGCCCGGUGGCGAGAUCGAGGAGUCGCGCGUGCUCAAGGGUGUCAUGGUCAACAAGGACGUGACGCACCCGAAGAUGCGCAGGCGGAUUGAGAACCCACGUAUCAUCCUACUUGACUGCCCCCUCGAGUACAAGAAGGGCGAGUCGCAGACCAACAUCGAAAUUUCCAAGGAGGAGGACUGGAACCGCAUUCUCCAGAUCGAGGAGGAGCAGAUCAAGGCUAUGUGCGACAAGAUUGCCGAGUUCAAGCCCGACAUUGUCUUCACUGAGAAGGGUGUGUCGGACCUGGCCCAGCACUACUUCCUCAAGGCCGACCCGCCCAUCACCGCCAUCCGCCGCGUGAGGAAAUCGGACAACAACCGUAUCGCGCGUGCGGUCGGCGCAACGAUCGUCAACCGUGUCGAGGACAUCCGCGACACCGACGUCGGCACAGGCUGCGGACUGUUCCACAUUGAGAAGCUCGGCGACGAGUACUUCACCUUCUUGGAGGAGUGUGUCUCGCCCAAGGCGUGCACGAUUCUGCUCCGCGGCCCAUCCAAGGACAUCCUCAACGAGAUCGACCGCAACCUUGCGGACGCGAUGAGCGUGGCGCGUAACGUCGUCUUCAACCCCAUCCUUGCCCCUGGCGGUGGAGCAACCGAGAUGGCCAUCAGCGUCGCCCUCGAGAACAAGGCCAAGACGCUUCCGGGUGUCGCUGGCGCGCCCUACAAGGCCAUUGCUGAUGCGCUCGAGGUCAUCCCCCGCACGCUCGUGCAGAACUGUGGUGGCAAUGCGAUCCGCGCUCUUACCGAGCUGCGCGCCAAGCACGCCGCCGGCGAGAACAUGUAUGGCAUCGACGGCGACACGGGCAAGGUCGUCGACAUGCGCAAGUACGGCCUGCUUGAGAGCGCAAGCGUCAAGAUCCAGACUCUCAAGACGGCCAUCGAAAGCGCAACGCUCCUCCUGCGCGUCGACGACAUCGUCUCGGCCCGCAGGCCUGACCAGCAGCGCGGCGCGGUCCAGACUAUGGGCGAGGGGCAGGCGGAGGACCUUCAGCCCGACGGACCGCAGAUGUAAGCGGCGCGCAGAUGUAGGCUGGGGAGAUCAUUGCAUUGCUGGUAUUCUCGUAUGCAGGUAUAGAGCGAAGCUGUCU